AUGGCGGACAUUGACAACGAGGUCGAGAAGCGCGAGGAAAAGCGACCAGAUGAUGCCCCAGAAGAGGAUGGCAAUGAUGAAGAGGAGAUCUCGGCCAUGAAGAGGCGCGUGCAGGAGAUGGAAGAGGAGGCCGCGAAAUUGCGCCAGAUGCAAGCAUCGCUCGACCGGGAACACCAGCAUGAUGCCCGCGAGAAUCGUGAGGACGUGGAUGCGCGCAGCAUCUUUGUCGGCAACGUUGACUACGGCGCCUCUCCAGAGGAGAUCCAAGCCCACUUCCAAUCUUGCGGAUCGAUCAAUCGUGUCACCAUUCUGCUGGACAAGUUCACAGGUCAUCCCAAAGGGUAUGCGUAUGUAGAGUUCACAGAACCCAACCUCGUCAAUCAGGCUCUUGUACUGAACGAUAGCGUCUUCCGAGGUAGAAACCUGAAGGUUGUCCCUAAGAGAACCAAUCUGCCCGGCAUGACACGAGGUGGACGCGGCGGCCGAGGAGGAGGCCGUGGAGGCCGUGGUGGCGGUCCACCAUACGGCGGACGCGGUGGAGCUCCUAGGGGCGGUGGCUACCGUGGAGGAUAUCGCCCUCGUGGUGGACCGGGCUACCGCCCAUACUAG
Molecule: messenger RNA, 609 nt
Organism: Aaosphaeria arxii CBS 175.79
Lineage: Eukaryota; Fungi; Ascomycota; Dothideomycetes; Pleosporales
Product: RNA-binding domain-containing protein
Exons: 4
Coding region: 1-609 (202 amino acids)
Molecular function (GO): RNA binding
Source: RefSeq, a predicted model, not a curated record